This is a messenger RNA of Chelonus insularis, 1167 nucleotides long. RefSeq lists its product as uncharacterized. Lineage: Eukaryota; Metazoa; Arthropoda; Insecta; Hymenoptera; Braconidae. The coding region runs from base 1 to 1167 and encodes 388 amino acids. The transcript is spliced from 7 exons. The record is from RefSeq and is a predicted model, not a curated record.
AUGGUAAUAAGAAAGAGCGCUGCGAUAGCCGGGUAUUUGGCAAUAAUUAUCGUAAGUGUAGCAAGCAAAAAUAUACAACAUGUACUGACACAACCAGCCCUUGACAAGUAUGAAGUAGAUCUUAUAAUUGAAACCGAAAAUGGAAAAGGACCGACGAAGGAAAUUAAAAUAGAUCUAGGAACAAUAGCAGACAUCGAACUCAACACAGAUAAAAUUGUUACAAUCCGAGAAAGCGCUGGAGAAUGGGAGCGCUGCUGCUCAGCUUCACGUAGUGGUGCUGCCUCAGCUUCACGCAGUGGUGCAUCAUCUGGAUCAUGGAGUGGUGCUGACUCUGCCUCACGCAGUGCUGCUGCCUCAGCUUCACGUAGUGGUGCAUCAUCUGGAUCACGAAGCGCUGCUGCCUCAGCUUCACGUAGUGGUGCUGCCUCAGCUUCACGCAGUGGUGCAUCAUCUGGAUCAUGGAGUGGUGCUGACUCUGCCUCACGCAGUGCUGCUGCCUCAGCUUCACGUAGUGGUGCAUCAUCUGGAUCACGAAGCGCUGCUGCCUCAGCUUCACGCAGUGCUGCUGCCUCAGCUUCACGCAGUGGUGCAUCAUCUGGAUCAUGGAGUGGUGCUGACUCUGCUUCACGUAGUGGUGCGUCAUCUGGAUCACAAAGCGCUGCUGACUCUGCUUCACGUAGUGGUGCGUCAUCUGGAUCACGAAGCGCUGCUGACUCUGCCUCACGCAGUGCUGCUGCCUCAGCUUCACGUAGUGGUGCUGCCUCAGCUUCACGUAGUGGUGCAUCAUCUGGAUCACAGAGCGCUGCUGACUCUGCCUCACGCAGUGCUGCUGCCUCAGCUUCACGCAGUGGUGCAUCAUCUGGAUCACGAAGCGCUGCUGACUCUGCCUCACGCAGUGCUGCUGCCUCAGCUUCACGUAGUGGUGCAUCAUCUGGAUCAUGGAGUGGUGCGUCAUCUGGAUCACAAAGCGCUGCUGACUCUGCUUCACGCAGUGCUGCUGCCUCAGCUUCACGUAGUGGUGCAUCAUCUGGAUCACAGAGCGCUGCUGACUCUGCCUCACGCAGUGCUGCUGCCUCAGCUUCACGUAGUGGUGCUGCCUCAGCUUCACGCAGUGGUGCAUCAUCUGGAUCACGAGUGGUGCUGAUCUGCCUCACGCAGUGCUGCUGA